AUUUGGACAUGAUGACUUCUCCAGUGUUUGCCUUCUAUCUCACGUGUCUGUUCUUGGGGAAAACGGCUCAGAUGGCUGAUCUGAAAUCGCCGGCACCUAUUCCCCAAGAGAAAAGUUUUGUAUCAGCUCAUGUCGGCGACAAGGUGAAUUUGCGGUGUUUCUAUGGAAGUUUGACUAAGAGGCUUUACUGGUACAAGCAAAGUCUGGGACAGAAGCCAAGGCUCAUCUCUAGCUUCUAUAAACAUGAUGUCAAUAGCACGUUUCAUAAUGAAUUCAAGAGCGAUUCGCGCUUCACACUAGACACAGAAAAUGGUAAAAAUCACUUGACAAUCACAGAUUUACGCACAUCAGACUCAGCCACUUACUGCUGUGUUACUUAUUUAUACACAUUAGAAUUCUUGGAUAGCAUUAUUCUCAGUGUAGGGGGUUCAGGUUUGAACAUCCAGGCUUCGGUCCAUCAGUCCGGAUCUGAGACCAUCCAGCCAGGAGGCUCUGUGACUCUCAGCUGUACAGUACACACUGGGACCUGUGAUGGAGAACACAGUGUUUACUGGUUCAAAGACUCUGAAGAAUCUCAUCCAGGACUCAUUUACACUCAUGGAGACAGGGAUGAUCAGUGUGAGAGGAAACCUGAGACACAAACACAAACCUACAUCUACAACUUGCCGAUGCAGAGCCUGAAUCUUUCUCAUGCUGGGACCUACUACUGUGCUGUUGCCUCAUGUGGACACAUACUGUUUGGAGACGGGACCAAGCUGGACUUUGAGGAUAAGGUUGACUUGAUGUAUUUCCCGCAUGGAGCUUGGGUGUUCACCACCGUCCUGAGUGUUUUCCUGGCUUUCUCAUUGUGCAUGAUGGCCAAGAGAAACAGCUGUCGAUCUUCAGAGUCUCAACCAACAUUUACCGCUCCUUCCACAGCAAAUGCAGAGGGUUACCAACACGCAGUAAACCUCUAUUACGCUGCUUUAAGCAUUAAUCUGACCAACAGAUCAAGAAGACAGAGGGAUCAAACCUGGACUGAAUGUGUGUACCACAGCAUAAAGAAGUAGAACUGGACAAGUGAAUACCGUAAUACCCAUAAUGCAUGUUUAACAUUGUUUUUGUUUUUUUUGUGGUCUGAAGCAGGAUAUCUCACAUUCGCACAACGUUGCUUUGUUUCUUGCAAAUGAAAUGUAUCUAAUAUUAUAAGAGCAUUGUUGGUACAUAUGAAUGAAUGGUUUUUGUGAGUAAAUAUAAUCAGAUUACCUGAUACUAUAGAGGUAAUUUGUUGCUUUGAGGAUUGCAACUGUCUUGGGCUUUUUCUGUUUGUCCUCAUUGAUGUUCAACCACAUCAUGUAAAGUAUGGUUUUUUA
Seriola dumerili (greater amberjack) is the source of this 1352-nucleotide messenger RNA. RefSeq lists its product as uncharacterized. Gene Ontology annotation, biological process: response to bacterium. Bases 9 to 1049 code for a protein of 346 amino acids. The record is from RefSeq and is a predicted model, not a curated record. Lineage: Eukaryota; Metazoa; Chordata; Actinopteri; Carangiformes; Carangidae. The transcript is spliced from 5 exons.